Molecule: messenger RNA, 1091 nt
Organism: Pteronotus mesoamericanus
Lineage: Eukaryota; Metazoa; Chordata; Mammalia; Chiroptera; Mormoopidae
Gene: RPL9
Product: ribosomal protein L9
Exons: 8
Coding region: 43-621 (192 amino acids)
Biological process (GO): cytoplasmic translation
Cellular component (GO): ribosome; cytosolic large ribosomal subunit
Molecular function (GO): rRNA binding; structural constituent of ribosome
Source: RefSeq, a predicted model, not a curated record
GAUGACGAAAGACGCUCCCUCUUUGCCACUUCUACUGCGAGGAUGAAGACCAUUCUCAGCAAUCAGACUGUCGACAUCCCCGAAAAUGUCGACAUCACUCUGAAGGGGCGCACAGUUAUUGUGAAGGGCCCCAGAGGCACCCUGCGGAGGGACUUCAACCACAUCAACGUAGAACUCAGUCUUCUUGGAAAGAAAAAGAAGAGGCUCCGGGUUGACAAAUGGUGGGGAAAUAGAAAGGAACUGGCCACUGUCCGCACCAUCUGCAGUCAUGUACAGAACAUGAUCAAGGGUGUUACGCUGGGCUUCCGUUACAAGAUGAGGUCUGUGUAUGCCCACUUCCCCAUCAAUGUUGUUAUUCAGGAGAAUGGUUCUCUUGUUGAAAUCAGAAAUUUCUUGGGCGAAAAAUACAUCCGCAGGGUUCGGAUGAGGUCAGGCGUUGCUUGUUCAGUAUCUCAGGCCCAGAAGGAUGAGUUGAUUCUGGAAGGAAAUGACAUUGAACUUGUAUCAAAUUCAGCUGCUUUGAUUCAGCAAGCCACAACAGUUAAAAACAAGGAUAUCAGAAAAUUUUUGGAUGGUAUCUAUGUGUCUGAAAAAGGAACAGUUCAGCAGGCUGAUGAAUAAGAUCUAAGUUGUCCAGCUGUAGAAACAGCAAGGUGCCGAAUGAUUCCUCACACUUACUUGGGAUAUUCCUUACAUUUAUUUGUGUAAUUUUAAAGAUGGAAUAAAAGCUGUGUAUUGAUCUGGACCUUUUUUCUUAAAUUGAUCAUUCUUUCUGGCUGUUUGGCAAGUAAACAGUUAAGUUUCAUGUAAGAUUUCAUGGGAGAAGUGACUUUUUUGAAGGAAUAUCAAGGGUAUUUCAGGCAAGAAGAAUAUGGUACCAGUGACAGGCUACACUAUCUGGCUGUUAAUCAUUGAAUGCAGAAUUUGAAGGAGGGUGUCUUGAAGGUAUCAAUUUUGCAGAGGUGCACUUUUGAAUAUCUGAGGUGAGUGUGUUUAAAUUACCUGUCUGUACCAGUAACUUAAUGUGAAAAAGCUGGGGCAUGAAACAAAGUAAUACAGCCUUAGAAAUAUUUAUAGACAUACUAUAUAUC